ACCAGACGCCCAGGCUCUUCGGAAGCAGAGCGCACACGCCCCUGGAGAGAGUGGGUGUGACCCCGACAAGCCGCCAGGAUGGGGAAGAAGCUGGACCUUUCCAAGCUCACGGACGCAGAGGCCAAGCACGUCUGGGAGGUGGUUCAGCGGGACUUGGAGCUGAGGCGCAAGGAAGAGGAGAGGCUGGAGGGCCUGAAGGGCAAGAUGAAGAAGGAGAGCUCCCAGAGGGAGCUGGUCUGCGACGCGGCCCACCUGAACCCCACCCACUGCGCCCACUGCCUGCAGCCCUACCGGCUCUGGGCAGCCCCCAAGCGGCAGUGCCUGGACUGCAGCCUCUUCAUCUGCCAAGGCUGCAGCCACGUCCACCCCGAGGAGGAGGGCUGGCUCUGCCUCCCCUGCCACCUGGCCAGAGUGGUGAGGAUGGGCUCCCUGGAGUGGUACUACGGGCACGUGAGAGCCCGCUUCAAGCGCUUCGGGAGUGCCAAAGUGAUCCGGUCCCUCUUCGGGCGGCUGCCCGGCCGAGGUUUGUCUGACAGAGCGCAUAGCUCACCCAGCAUCCAUAGUGGGCCUGAGCCAAGCCCUGGAGACAGAAGCAGUGACAGUGAGCAGACAGAUACGGACGGAGAGCUGGACAUGGUGGCCCAGGCUCGUCCCCUUGGCAGCAAACCUGUGCCCGCCAAGAAGAAGCGCCUCCUGCCCAUCCACAGCUUGGACUUCGAGGCCGACUCCGAUGGCUCCACGGGGUCUUACGGUCACCCCCUGCCCCUGGCCUCAGGCCCAGGGUCCCCGGGCAGCGUGCAGGCCCUCACAGGGGAGCCCAGCGUGAUGGAGGCGACCCCCCAGGAGGCGGUGGCCCUGCAGGAAGCGGAAGCCGGGGCCUCUGGGUGGCCCCCCCGUCGGGAAGAGCAGACAGACAGCCUCUUCCCUGCCGGACAGGACGCCCUCGCUGAGCUCUGCCUGCCGGGAGAGUCCUGCACAGCUGCCUCGGGGCUCGCUGCCGCUCCUGGGCCGAGCACUGUGGGGAGCAGGCAGCUCCCGUCCCCGGACCUGGCCGACACAGACACCUCCGAUGAGGACAGCGCGCAAGCCUACAGGGUGGCCCCCCACCUCUCCCGUCGGGGAGGCCGGGCCUCGUCCGACAGCCAGGGUCCGGGCACCGGGGAGCCCGUGGACGCUGACACGGAGGAGGAGACCCUGAAGAGGAAGCUGGAGGAGAUGACCAGCAACAUCAGCGACCAGGGUGCCUCGUCCGAGGAGGAAGGGGCUGGGCUAGAGGGGAACACCUGCUUGGAGGACCUCCCCGGGGCGACCCCAGAGGUGAGCACGUCUGCAGGCCAAACUCACAGAGGGGGAGAGAGCCCCCCGGGCCCUCGGGACCCCGUGCAGGCCACCAGGACCCCAGACGAGGCGCUGUCGGAGCUGGAGGACAGAGUGGCCAUGACGGCCUCCGAGGUUCAGCAGGCGGAGAGCGAGGUUUCGGACAUCGAGGCCAGGAUCGCAGCCUUGCGGGCGGCAGGGCUCACGGUGAGGACCUCAGGGAAGCCCCGGAGGAGGUCUAAGCUCCCGAUCCUUCACCCCCGACUCGCUGGGAAAUUCAGCCCGAGUCCCGAGGAUCCGCCGGCAGGCCCUCCGGAUGGGGUCAAGGUGAUGGCUGCACCCUACCUUCUGAGGGGGAAGCUCGGUAACUCCCCUGAAAGUCAAGGCACAGACGACGAGUCCUUCGAUCGGAAGUCACUGUACCGAGGGUCCCUGACACAGAGAAACCCCAACGGCAGGGCGGGGAACGCCCACCCCAGCUUUGCGAAACCUGUGAUGAUCCACCGGCCCUAAGCGGGGAGAGGUCCAUCAGAACAGGACAGAGCAACAGAGUGGCCUUACCUUACUUCCCCUCCCCCAUGGCCAUCGUGUCCCCUCAUCUGCCCUGACUCUCCACUCUGCAUGGCCCAGUGGAGAGCCAGGAAUAAACACUGUCCUGUGAAAUGGCCGUCGUCCCCAGACCUGCAGCUGCUCACCCGCACUCAUGGCCAGCUUCCCAGGCCACCUGCCCACCUGCUCUGCCCGUGAGACACUGGCGCCACGUCGUCCCUUCAGGACAGUGCUGACACUUUCUGAAGGACACACAGAAGACCGAUGCAGGGUGACCUUCCACCCCAUUCCCUGCUGCCUUCCUGGGGCUGCUCAUAAUGGAGUGGGAAGGUAGGACGGUUCCGCACCAGCCCUCUGUGUACCCUUGGCCACGCACGGGAGCGUGGGCAGGUGCGUGUGUUCUGUGUGGUGGUGACUGCAGAAGGAAACUGGACAUCAAGACACGUAACUGAACUCACGAUCAGCUGGAUAAGAGGAACAGAGCCCCACCUCCCGCCCAACACAUACCUACUCUGCAGGUUCAUCUGUGGGUCACAGGCUAGGAGACGUUGCCCUGUGGUCAGGGGUGCACGUGGUGUGGUUGGCAUUUGAUCAGUGCCCAGAGGCAGACGCAGAAGACCUGCAGGGAGAGGUGGUGGAGCGUGGACAGGUGGCAGCCUGGGUCCCGGAGGGCCGAGACCGAUGGGCGGUGCCUGCGGGCCACUUGCCAUCAGUUCCAUAGAUGAGCCCUAAAUCCUCCGUCUCGGACAGGCCAAGACUUAGGGUCAGGAUUUAGGAUGACUUCUGGGUGUCGGUGGCUCAUCCGGUUUUAAGAAGACCCCGCAGGGACCCUCCAGAGCUGCCUUUGAGCAUAGAAACAGAAACCACGUCUCCCUCCUCGAGCCCGGCUGGGGCUUCGAAGGCUCACUGGCUCACUAAGCCUCAGAUGAAAUGCAAGCCCGUUCCGCAGAGGGGCCGCGGAGCCCUUCGUGCGAGGCAGUGUCCCUGGGAGCGGCUGCUCUGAUCAGAUACUUUGGGAAGUGACUUGGGUCGGCUUUAACUUGGCUCUCACGAAGGGGCUUUGGUCCAGGUCAGGUGUACCCGGGAGAGGAAGACAGAGGGAUGCCCAAGGGCCUUUGGCGACUCGACUUCUGACCUGAGGACAAGCCGCGCCCAGGGCUGCACGGACCACUGGCUAGGCACCCCCACUGAGCCCGCGGGUCACGACCACCACGGGGGUCUCGGCGUCGAGGGCACCCCCAGAGCAGGGCAGCCUCCCAGGGGUCCCGUGAGUCAGCGCAGACCGGGCGGGCUGGCGGGAAGGUGGACCUGGGGCCGCUGCUCAGAGUGGGGGCUGGUGAGAGGGUCGCCCCAGUGCAAAGCUACAGAUGACGAAAAGCUUCCUGGAAAUGAAAGGGGGUUCAGUUCUUUUUAUGGACACCCUUCCUCAUCCACAAGGUAAAUAAAACUCAGUGUGAGCUCCCAAGUCAAAGAGACAGUCUGGCUGCCCGGACAUGUCCCUACAUGUUCCUGUAACGGGGGCAGUGAGCGCUGGGCCCCGAACCUGCCCGUGGCCCCUGCUCUCUGCUCACGCCGCGUUCAGCCCACGGCCAAGGUCUUCUGAGGAGCU
This is a messenger RNA of Molossus molossus (Pallas's mastiff bat), 3475 nucleotides long. It is a transcript of the gene MLPH, whose product is annotated as melanophilin. Gene Ontology annotation, molecular function: myosin binding; actin binding; small GTPase binding. Lineage: Eukaryota; Metazoa; Chordata; Mammalia; Chiroptera; Molossidae. Gene Ontology annotation, cellular component: cortical actin cytoskeleton. The coding region runs from base 79 to 1830 and encodes 583 amino acids. Gene Ontology annotation, biological process: intracellular protein transport. The record is from RefSeq and is a predicted model, not a curated record. The transcript has 16 exons.